Messenger RNA from Nannochloropsis gaditana CCMP526, 1925 nucleotides. RefSeq lists its product as uncharacterized. The transcript is spliced from 2 exons. The record is from RefSeq and is a predicted model, not a curated record. Bases 186 to 1925 code for a protein of 579 amino acids.
CAGGAUGAUUCCGGAAAGUAAUCAUCGACAGGAUGGUUGCACGGGCCGGAAAGAGCGCUCUGCUCUACGCCACGUCUUUCACGAUCUGCAACAAGCACCUGCUGACGGCUUAGCAUGCAGUUACUGCAAAAAAAUAAGUCCGACCCUGGCAGCAUGCUCCUGGUGCUUGUCAACGCUUUAUUGUGAUGUGUGGCCUAGGACUCACAACUCAGGCUGUAGACGCUUGGUUGCUGGAGAUGGGCCGCGCGGCCUUUGCUGCUUCCUCUGCCCCCGCCGCUUUCCGUUUUCUUGAACCUCGAACGACGGUGCGCACUCUGGACGAAAUCCAUCUACCAGACCCCGCGUUGGACGGUCUUAAGACGCUUAGCAUUCUAGCAAAGGGCAGCAUUGAACAUCUUCGGCGAAAACAGAAACAAUGUAGGCCUGGGUGCUCGUCUCCUUCUUCCUCGCCCUCCACAAAUUCGGUUGCCGCCCGCAUGUACUUGAAAGCCCUGGCAGUUCAUGCGCAGCUGUGCUCUGGUCAUGAAGAGAGCCGCGUCAAGCAGAAAGUAGUCGCCAAAUCCAUCCUGGAAGCCUUGACUUCGUAUCAGGAGGCUGCACUCCAUGUUCCCACUUGGACUGUCCGCCUGCUUGUCAUUGCUGGGCGCUUGCUCACGUCCCUAAAACAGCGGCCCCAGGCCAUAGCGUUGCUUGAGACCUACUUACCCCUCCUUGACGCGUCUCCCAUGGCGGCACCUUUGAUUAAGGCCUACUUGUGGCUCUACUACACCCAGCUGAAGUACUACGACCUGGGCGCCUGCUGGGACCGGGCUUUCAGGGACCAGGGCGAGGCCGCAGCCCACGUUGCGGUCGUCUUCCGCCAAGCCCUGUUGCUACUCAACGAUGCCCGGGAAAUUAAUCGAAAACCAAGGCCCUCCUCUGUUUCCACCUCCUCCACUUCCUUCAAUUCUUCGCCCUCAACCUCUCCUCCAUGCUCCCCCAUGCCCUCUCCCCCUCCCUCUCCCUCCUCAUCCCCCUCCUCUCCUGUGGUCUUCUUCGAGGCGUCAUGGCAGAUGGAAGCUCUCGUAGCCACAGCGAGUUUCCGGCUGGCGGACUUGCUUCUCUCCCCGCUGAGUGGCUCGAGUGGGAGGAUCGAACCAGCAGCAGCUCGAGAGGCCCUGGCGCUCUGUCGCACGUGUCUUCAGAAUGCGGCCCCUCUGCAUUUUCGCAGCCUGCGUGUUUACCUAGCAACCGCCUUGCGCGCGGCGGGUGAAGGUGGGGUGGAAGAGGCUGCGGCCGAAGUAGAGGCAGAAAGGGCCCGGCGGGCAGGGAGGGAAGGGGGGAAAGAGCGCUCCUCUUCGUCCCCGUCCUUGCCCCGCUCCGCCUCUCUUUUGAACAUGCGAGGUCGCGAGAACGUCUGGCUGUUGCCGGAGGAGUCUUGGUGGGCCAUGUGUGGUCGCUUUUACCACAAAUACAAGGAGCCCGAUCCUGCGCUCCAAGCCCCUUGCACCUCUCCCCAGCAAGCUUCGCUCCCGGUGCUUCGUUCUCCACAAGCGCUCGAGCAGGCGCCGAGGCAUCACUCGAUUUCACCCCCAAGGUCUCCAGAGUCCUGUCGAGACUUGGAUAUUCCCAGGUCGGAGGGCGAGGGCAGGGUUGAGGUGCGGAGAGACACGGUGGUGUUGCAGGCGCCGACGCCACGCCCUCGCAAAGACCUGACUGUUGCCGCCCUCCUUCGCGCAGCCCGGCCUCGGCCUCUCGCUUCCCCGCCCAAACUGGAAGACAGUGGCUGCGGCAUGACGUCCAAUAUCGACCAAGACAUGGAGAGGCUCACGCUCGCGAGGUGUGUGCCCCCUCACAAACGUCACCGCACCCAAGACCAGGCUCUGCGCGCGCCGCUGGGACACUGCGCUGCCGUGUCCUGGGAAGCUGUCUCGGCCAAUGGAUGA